CGUCUCCCACAGGAAUUCCGUCAACUCCAUUUAAGGCUUACUUACCCAGCAAGUCUGCAAGGAAGAAGGAGAAGAAAAGGUCUGAACUCUGCAGCGGAGCAGGGAGCAACAGGAUGAAGCAAUCGACGAAGGCGAACUCGGUGAAGUCGGCGAUUGUAGUUGUGGGAGCCCUGGCUUUCGGAUGGCUGACUAUAGAGCUCGCUUUCAAGCCUUUCCUCCAGAAAGCUCGUGAUGCCAUGGACAAGUCCGAUCCCUCCCGUGACCCCGAUGAUAACGACACCACCGCGAUUCCCAAAUCUUCUUUCUCCACCUCCGACGAUGUCUCCGACACCACUGAGCUGAAGUAGAAUUCUCUGUCUCUUUCAAUUUCUCGACGCUUUUUUUCACAUUUUUGUCGCCCCAACCCCUACUGCAACAACUCUUAUUAAUGUAGUAACAUAUUGUUAUGGAUUCGAUAAUUUGAUCUUUUCAGGUUUCAUACAAGAGAUUUCAAUAUGCUUUUCC
Molecule: messenger RNA, 504 nt
Organism: Telopea speciosissima
Lineage: Eukaryota; Viridiplantae; Streptophyta; Magnoliopsida; Proteales; Proteaceae
Product: outer envelope membrane protein 7-like
Exons: 1
Coding region: 114-347 (77 amino acids)
Cellular component (GO): chloroplast outer membrane
Source: RefSeq, a predicted model, not a curated record